CCCACCAAAAAAAAUAAAAACCCUAACAAAACACUAUUCACAAACUCUCCUCUCAAAAUCCCGAAUUUACAUGUAAAAAAAAGGGUGAAAAACACGAAAAAAAUCCUUUGAUUAAUGCAUGCAAACAACAACGAGUGUAGAUGCAUGUCGGCGGAAUAACAGUGGAUCUGAAUUGGUUACUACAAUUUAUAUUCACUGUUUUUGUGAUUGGUUUGGGGUUGUUACACCUCGUUAAGAAUACGGCGUCCAAGUAUUUCGAAGUCGGCGCUAAUUUCGAAGCAGCUGAGAGUAGCCACACUGCUAUUGAUCCAAAUAUUAUUAAUCAAGCCGAGGAAGCUGAAGAGGACUCUAGUAUCUGUGGAAAUUGUGGCGGUUUUGGGACUAAAAAGUGUUCUCGUUGCAAAUCCGUGAGAUAUUGCUCACAGAGAUGCCAAGCAGCAGACUGGAAGGCUGGCCAUAAGUUAAAAUGCAAGGAUUUCAAAUUAAAUUCUUCACAAACAGUAAGAUCAAACUUUGGUUUUAAACCUUCAGGUGGUGGGAGUAGAAGCUUUUCUAACGCUGCCCUUGUUCCUGCCAAUGGAGUUUCUAACUGUAAGCCUAUAAAGAAGCCGGGAAAGGUUCUUUUCCCGUAUGAUGAGUUCAUUAAACUUUACAACUCAGACAAGCCCGAAUUCUCUCCCUGUGGGCUCUUAAAUUGUGGAAACAGUUGCUUUGCCAACGUGGUUCUACAAUGCCUCACAUACACAAGGCCACUUGUUGCGUAUUUGUUGAAGAAAGGUCAUCAAACAGAAUGUAGACAUAAUGAUUGGUGUUUUCUUUGUGAAUUCCAAUCCCAUGUUGAAAGAGCAAGCCAAAGCAUGCUUCCCUUUUCACCAAUAAAUAUUCUUUCUCGGUUACCUAAUAUUGGUGGUAAUCUUGGCUAUGGAAGACAGGAGGAUGCUCAUGAGUUCAUGAGGCUUGCUAUUGAUACUAUGCAAUCAGUAUGCCUUGAUGAAUUUGGUGGAGAAAAGGCUGUUGAACCUGCCUCUCAAGAGACUACAAUAAUUCAACACAUAUUUGGGGGUCGCCUCCAAUCUCAGGUGAUAUGCACAAAAUGCAGUAAGAUUUCAAAUCAGUUUGAGAACAUGAUGGAUUUAACUGUUGAGAUUCAUGGUGAUGCUGCAUCCUUGGAGGAAUGCCUCGAUCAAUUCACAGACAAAGAGUGGCUUCAUGGAGAAAAUAUGUACAAAUGUGACAAGUGCAAUGACUAUGUCAAGGCAUCGAAGAGUCUUACCAUUCAACGAGCUCCAAAUGUUCUUACAAUCGCUUUAAAGAGAUUCCAGAGUGGGAGGUUUGGUAAACUUAACAAAAGGGUAACUUUUCCUGAGAUGUUAGAUCUGAGCCCCUACAUGAGUGAAGGAGGAGAUGGCACUGAUGUGUACAAGCUUUAUGCAGUUGCUGUCCAUGUGGAUAUGCUAAAUGCAUCAUUUUUUGGUCAUUACAUCUGCUACACCAAGGAUUUCCAUGGAAACUGGCACAGAAUUGAUGACUGCAAGGUUUCUAGUGUUGAAUUAGACGAGGUACUUUCUCAGGGCGCAUAUAUGCUUGUGUACAGCAGGGUUUCUGUUCGACCAUCAUGUCUCAGAACCAUUGAGCCUUCAAAGGAGCAGCAAUCAAUCAUGAAAGUAGAACUAGAUUCUUGCACAGAGAAUCCAGUUGAACACCUUUCACUGAUGGAGUCGAUGGAUGCCACGAAUUCUGGGUUCCCAGCACCUGAAAAUGAAAAUUCUGAAGUUGGAAGUGAACAUCACGAGUCAGGGACUGGUAAUGAAGAUCCUGACGAUAUGAUUGGAGUUGAUUACUGCUCAAGUUUAUCCAUUCCAGUGGGGGUUUCUGGCCGCAAGAAGGCUUCCGCUGCUGCACUUGAUUCAGAAGCUGUUGUGAUAGAGCACUCCAUGGACUAUACAGAUACAGUCAUGUCUGAAUCAGAUUCUGCUGUUGCGAAGGAUAUCAAAGUAAAUGGCAGUAUUUAUUCAUUCUCGAGUGAAGAGAUUUCCACAUAACCUAAUAAUUUGAAAAGUCAACCACCAUUCCACGAUUUGGACAGCGAGGACACGGCGCAACUGAAGCUAAAAGAGCAAUAGUAGAUAGUUAUUGAUGAUAAUAAUGCUUUAUCAAUCUCUAAUUAAUCGUUCAUAUUUUUUAAACAAUCCCCAUUCAUCGAAGGAAAAUUUGAGUUGGGCAUUUUUAUCCGGGGUUUCAUUAUUUGCAGAAAUCUCAGAUUCUAUUUGUAACGGUUCUAGUUAUGACGAAGCCUCACCUUCCUUCAAAUGACAGUAUGAGGAUGUCAUUGCUUCAUGAGCAGGAAUGUUUCGUUUAUAGUCUACUCCAUAAUGUAAGUUGCCAAGAAAUUCUAGUCCAAGGAUAGCAAGUGAUAGGUUGUUUAAUUUGUUAGUGUACCACUACAGCAUGACAUCCUACUCUAGGGAUAUAAAUUUUCUGGCUGUGUCAAGAACAAGCCAGAAGGGUCACUGUGAUUGAUUGAUAACUUGUACAUGUACAGAACUUGAACUGGUCUGGAGCUGCAGAGAAUGCUGUCAUGUGAACAGUGGAGAUGCUUACAUUAAUUGAUUGA
Populus euphratica (Euphrates poplar) is the source of this 2614-nucleotide messenger RNA. Its product is annotated as ubiquitin carboxyl-terminal hydrolase 18-like. Gene Ontology annotation, molecular function: cysteine-type deubiquitinase activity. Gene Ontology annotation, cellular component: cytosol; nucleus. Bases 141 to 2042 code for a protein of 633 amino acids. Lineage: Eukaryota; Viridiplantae; Streptophyta; Magnoliopsida; Malpighiales; Salicaceae. The record is from RefSeq and is a predicted model, not a curated record. The transcript is spliced from 11 exons. Gene Ontology annotation, biological process: protein deubiquitination.